UUUAAUAUUUUUAAAAUACUUUUUCUUCAUGCACUUAAAUUUUUUUUAUUAAUUAGUGACGAUGUGUAAAUUUAGUAUUUUAUUUGCAACUUUUUGCACAUUUUGCUUGUAUAAAAAUGUAAAUGGGAGCGGUUUUGAUUAUGAACAUCAAUCCAAGUGGUAUGACGACUUUCAGCAAUGCGGCUUCAGCCGUCAAUCACCGAUUGAAUUGAAUUCAAAUGAGGCCAUCAUCUCAUUUGACAUGCCGAUCAUAAAUUUUGUGCACUACGAUGUGCCGUACAUGGAAGCCGUGAGAAGUGAGAACAACGGCCACACAGCCAACAUUCAAUUUCCCACAACCGUACCAGAUUCAGCAUUCAUCACAGGUGGACCGCUACUCGAGAAUACAACCUACAUAAUGGAGAGUUUACAUUUCCAUUGGGGCUCCAACGACACUCACGGCUCCGAACAUGUGCUGAACAGCGAACGAUACUCUAUGGAAAUGCAUUUGCUGCAUCGAAAUUCCAAAUAUGCGACAGUGGAGGAGGCACGCGAGCAUGAGGACGGCUUGGCUGUGCUGGCGGUGUUGUACAAAGUGAAUGCCACUGCCACCAACGAUUUCGAAGGCUUAAAUGAGGUUAUAAAUGUUUUGGAAUCGAUAUCCGAAUUCAAUUGCACCACAGAAAUUGACACUUUUAUGCUUUCGGUGUUGUUGGGCGAUAUGGAUGUAACGGAAUUCUACACUUAUGCGGGCUCACUCACGACGCCACCCUGUUCACAGGCCGUGACUUGGGUAGUCUUCUCGCAUGCAAUCACCAUAACGCAUAGCCAAAUGAAGCGUUUCCACAAAAUGUCCGAUGACCAUGGAAGCACAAUGGAAAACAAUUAUCGCGCACUGCAGGCGAAGGGUAACCGGAAAGUGUACUUGCGGAAUAAACGCAAAGUGCUGGAAUCCUCUGUGCAGUCGCCGCUCUAUUGGGAGUUGUUGGAAAAGCUGAAACAACAGGGAAGUGCAGCAGAAAGUGCAAGAAAAUGAACGUCAAUAGUGGCGUAAAGCAGGCGUAAAGAUGCUAGUAAAAUUAUGAACUUGAAAGAGUUGCAUGGAAAAUUUAAGACUGACUGAAACUGAUUUGCCAGACAUGCAAAUAUUUGUAUAUAAUUUCAUAAGUAAAU
This is a messenger RNA of Anastrepha obliqua, 1152 nucleotides long. RefSeq names its product carbonic anhydrase 2-like. Gene Ontology annotation, molecular function: carbonate dehydratase activity; zinc ion binding. The record is from RefSeq and is a predicted model, not a curated record. Lineage: Eukaryota; Metazoa; Arthropoda; Insecta; Diptera; Tephritidae. The coding region runs from base 62 to 1015 and encodes 317 amino acids. The transcript has 4 exons. Gene Ontology annotation, cellular component: cytoplasm.